AUGACGCAAACAGAAUGUAGAUGUUGCGUCACUAAAAUUGAUGAAAAAUAUUGUCGUAAUUCAUUUGGUAUAAAUAUACCUAAAAGCUCCUAUGGAGCACCUGCUGGUGGUGGGGGUGGUGGAGGUGGCGCUCCGGCUGGUGGUGGGGGUGGUGGAGGUGGUGCUCCGGCUGGUGGAGGUGGUGCUCCUGCUGGUGGUGGGGGUGGUGGUGGAGGUGCUCCAGCUGGUGGCGGUGGUGGUGGUGGAGGUGCUCCUGCUGGUGGCGGUGGUGGUGGAGGUGGCGCUCCUGCUGGUGGCGGUGGUGGUGGAGGUGGUGCUCCUGCUGGUGGCGGUGGUGGUGGAGGUGGCGCUCCUGCUGGUGGCGGUGGUGGUGGAGGUGGUGCUCCUGCUGGUGGCGGUGGUGCUCCUGCUGGUGGUGGUGGUGGUGGAGGUGGUGCUCCUGCUGGUGGUGGACGUGGUCCAGCUGGCGGUGGUGGUGGCGGAGGUGGUUUUGGUUUUGCUCCAGCAGGAGGUGGUGGUGGACGUUGUGCUAAAGCACUCCUCUUAUUUAAACGAUGUGGAAUUGCUUUUGCAUCAGCAAAGUUUGUUGCCAAAAGGCACUAG
Molecule: messenger RNA, 603 nt
Organism: Condylostylus longicornis
Lineage: Eukaryota; Metazoa; Arthropoda; Insecta; Diptera; Dolichopodidae
Exons: 3
Coding region: 1-603 (200 amino acids)
Source: RefSeq, a predicted model, not a curated record